This is a messenger RNA of Amphibalanus amphitrite, 2264 nucleotides long. Its product is annotated as paired box protein Pax-2-B-like. Gene Ontology annotation, biological process: regulation of transcription by RNA polymerase II; anatomical structure development. Bases 255 to 1691 code for a protein of 478 amino acids. The transcript has 11 exons. Lineage: Eukaryota; Metazoa; Arthropoda; Thecostraca; Balanomorpha; Balanidae. Gene Ontology annotation, molecular function: DNA-binding transcription factor activity, RNA polymerase II-specific; RNA polymerase II cis-regulatory region sequence-specific DNA binding. The record is from RefSeq and is a predicted model, not a curated record.
CAGUCGAGUGGGGGACUCCGAGUCGUGAGCAGUGCUACAGGGGCUCCCGGCUGACGCAGAGCACGUGCAGGUCGUGAAAAAAAAAACGAGGCUUCAGUGCAGCUGGAAAUCUGCCAGCAGUCCUGCUGGAGAUUGAGAAACGCCGAAGGCUUCUGACAAAUCGCAAUCCGGCAGCCCUGGCGCCGUAUCCGGAGCCCGCUCCGUCUGCUGCCGGGUCUCCGCAGCUGACCGACCUACCGGACCAGUACAGAUCCAUGGAGAACUCCCCGAGCCAGUACGGAGCCGUGGGGAGCCCACGGAGCCAUCCGCAGGCUGCUCUGGAUGAGACCGCCGGCCACCAGCCGCCCACCACAGCGCCGGACGAGGCGGGCAGAGGAAGACGUCACGGCGGUGUGAACCAGCUGGGUGGCGUGUUCGUCAACGGCCGGCCGCUGCCCGACAUGGUCCGCCACAAGAUCGUCGAGCUGGCGCACAACGGCGUCCGCGCCUGUGACAUCAGCCGCCAGCUGCGGGUCAGCCACGGCUGCGUCAGCAAGAUACUCAGCAGGUUUUUCGAGACAGGAAGUUUCAAGGCGGGUGUCAUCGGGGGCAGCAAGCCCAAGGUGGCGACGCCGCACGUGGUGGACGCCAUCGCCAAAUACAAGCGCGAGAACCCGACCAUGUUCGCGUGGGAGAUCCGCGACCGGCUGCUGCUGGAGGGAGUCUGCAGCCAGGAAAGCGUACCGAGCGUGUCCAGCGUCAACAGGAUAGUCCGUAACCGCGCCGCGGACGCGUGCCGCGCUGACCGGGACCGGCCGGUCGGUCAGACCACCUCGGUCAUAACCCACGCGCCGCCGCCGGUCCAGAGGAGCGGGCACAGCAUCAGCGGACUGCUGGGGCUGGGCACCACCGACACAAACGGGAACACGCUGAGAAAACGGCCCAGAGAACAGGACGCCCGAGAGAUGACGUCAUCACCAGGUGACGAGGGAGCUAAACGUCAGAGUCUCCAGCAGCCCGGAUACCCGGCCGACCCGACCGGCUACCCGGCGACUAUGUUCGGUCGCCCAUCGUGGCCCGGCGCGGAGUACCCCUGCGCCGUGUCGACAGACGUGGCGAUCGGUGCGCCACUGCUCGUCGACAGGGACGAACUCGGCGCGACGCUCCACCCCAACGGCUCCCCGGUAUGCCUGCCUCCGCUGGCGACUCCGAGCGCUCCGCUGGAGGAGCAGUGGACGACAGCAGCGCCCCUGGCGGGGACCGCCGACAACUACCUCCACCACGGUGGCAGCACUGCGGGACUCACCGCGCUCACCCCUCUGCCCGCCCCCAGCACUCUCUCCUGCGCUCCCUCUCCUCUAACUCCGGCCGCUCCGGCCCACUCCGUCUGCUCCAGUCCGGUGUCGAGUUACUCGGCCGACCGGCCGUCUGACACACCCUCCCCGUCCAGUGGGUAUCGCUCCGGGCCCUCUCCCCAGCGCUCCGCACUCUCCCCGGAGCACUCCGCACUCUCCCCUCACGGCCACUCUCCCCCGCCCCAUGUCCCAGCCGGCUGGUGGCCGGCGCACAGCGGACUGGUGACGUCAUCACAGACCAGUGACGUCACGCGAGACGGUGCCGCCGUGGCUCUCGUCGACUACAGCGCCGCUUACGGGUAUCCACAGAACUACAGCUUCCACCCUAGCCCACCAGGCAGCUUCAUCAGCAUAUAGCGUUUCAAGAGUGUAGCUGAAAUAUGGUCUGCGCCGCUUGGAUUGGAGAACGAGCACAGUCAUCUGUACAUACGGAAACUGCGAACUCCCCUGACCUCUGGCAAGCUCUAUCCGAGCCUGAACACUGCAAUACUCUGAGUGAAAAUAUACCAAAGUGUUGUGAUUUGUGAAUCCCCUCCAUUUCAUGUGCACAAAUGUAUAACCCGUCGACCGUAGAAUGAUCAGUGAAUAGGCUUGUUCAUUUCAGCUCCGACUAUCGGCUGCGGAGUACUCGGUAGUUCCAGAUGUCGGCUGUUGAGUACUCAGUAGCUCCGACUAUCGGUUGCCCAGUAGCUCUGACAUGCUACAUCAGUAGCUCUGACACGCUCAGAGUAAAUCUGAACGUGGGUGGAAGUACAGACAAUGCGCAUGUGGGCAUCGGUCGUCAAUUGCAGCACCUUAGAACUCACUGUGCAAUCUGCAUUCACGCUACAGCGUCUGAUUAGGUACUGUACGCGUACCGUCAUCGUGAGCUGUUUCCCGGCACUUACCGGGGUCGGAUAUGUGACUCAAUACAUGCUGCACCCCUAAUAA